This is a messenger RNA of Penicillium coprophilum, 4725 nucleotides long. RefSeq lists its product as uncharacterized. Gene Ontology annotation, cellular component: nucleus. NCBI's taxonomy places the organism in Eukaryota, Fungi, Ascomycota, Eurotiomycetes, Eurotiales, Aspergillaceae. Gene Ontology annotation, biological process: DNA damage response; protein polyubiquitination. The transcript has 5 exons. Bases 1 to 4725 code for a protein of 1574 amino acids. The record is from RefSeq and is a predicted model, not a curated record. Gene Ontology annotation, molecular function: ubiquitin protein ligase activity; ATP-dependent chromatin remodeler activity; ATP binding.
AUGUUCGAGAUCAAGGACGAACACCCACGAGUCGUAGAAGCCAUGAUACGCUCAUUCUACGGACUUCAUUACGAUAUCAACCAAUCCGAACCUCGAAUGUGCCCUUUGUUAUUCAAUGUCAAAGUAUACUCUCUUGCCGACAAAUUCGAGGUGGAAUAUCUCAAAAUCCAGGCCAAAUUAACCUUCGUCGCCCUCGCCCAAGAGAACUGGGACUCGGAUGAAUUCUUGACCGCUGCCUUUGAAGCAUACAAGACAACACCGAAGUCUGAUCGAGGUCUGAGAGAUGUGGUCGUCGCGGUCUACGCGACUCUUGAGUCUCUAUACCCCAUCUUCCAGCAACAUGACGACCAUGCCACCAAGCGGCACAAGACUACUAAAGGGGACGGCAAGGCUACCAAACGGGGCGCAAGAAGUCUGACACAAGAAACUGGGAUAUCAAUGACAGGAAUACCUCUGGGCUACAUUCCACUGGCACGGUUGACAAUGCGCAUAAGACCAACCAACACGAGCAACCGCAAAUACAAGAGGUCGUACGAGCCAAUUCUGUCCGACUCCCGGGUUCCCAUACUCAUAGAUGUUCGAAGCGUUCAUUUUAUCGAUGAUGAUUUGAACAACACGCCACAACCAGACUCGGCCAAUGGCGACGCCAACCGUAUGGAGCUGGAACUCUCUAAUCUAGACGAAGAAGAAUUGCUGAUAUAUCCAUGCGAGGACUUGCAGCUGUUUGAUAUUCUUGGGCAACUCCAGACCGUCAGCAAACUUACUCACGUGGACCAGUUCCUGAAUAAACUGCCCACAGCAUGCUAUCAAGCACACCUAUGCGCUUCAUCAGAUGGAGCAACCUUUGCCCUUGAGACAGUUGUUCUUUGGAGGGAUUCUCUUGAGGCCCCAGAUCUAAAGCGCUUUACGGAAGCAGAGCUGGAAGUCUUCACAAGAUAUGUGCUGCAAGAAACAUGUGUCCGCCCAUCAGGAUUGACCGACUCCGAAUAUUGCAAUAAAAUGCUAGGAACUGCUAAAGAAUGGUAUCCUCGUGAUUUCUACAAGAAUGUUCACGUUCCCAACCCCGCAGAAAGUCCGACGAACCUCACAUGCCCUGAAUUAAAUUGCGAGUUAUACCCGUUCCAGAAAAGAGCUGUUCGCUGGCUUUUACAGAGAGAAGGAAGAGAAGUCAGGCCAAAUGGCGAAAUCGUCCCUAUGGCGGAGCUUCCUAAAAGCAACCUCCCAGCGUCUUUCAAUUCUACGAAAGAUGCCGAUGGACAGACUUAUUACUUUAGUCAUCUGUUUAUGAUUCUGACAACAGAUCUUUCUGGGUGGCACGAUGCCGCAGACAAUCUGAAAGGUGGAAUACUUGCAGAGGAAAUGGGUCUGGGCAAGACAGUCGAAGUGAUUGCUUUGAUAAGUCUGAACAAACGAGAGCCGCAGUUCAAGGCUGAUCCCGACGGAAUUAAACCUACUGGCGCCACUUUAAUCAUCACACCACCAGCGAUUCUCGAACAAUGGAGACAAGAGUUGAAAGAGCAUGCCCCCACUCUGCGUGUUCAUCAUUACAAUGGCAUUAAGCGUGGGAGAGAAACAACCGACGACAUGAUUGUUGACGAGCUUGCUGAGUUUGAUGUUGUUCUAACUACGUACAAUGUCAUUGCUAAAGAAAUUCACUAUGCGGGAACUGCUCCACAGCGAGCUCUACGACACGAAAAGCGUUUUGUGCAGAGGAAGACCCCACUCGUUCGUCUGUCAUGGUGGCGUGUAUGCCUGGAUGAGGCUCAGAUGAUUGAGAGUGGAGUCAGCAAUGCUGCGAAAGUAGCUCGCUUGAUCCCUCGAGAGAAUGCUUGGGCUGUGACUGGUACCCCACUGCGCAGAAACAUAGACGAUCUGUUUGGCCUUCUUCUUUUUCUCCAUUACGAGCCGUUCUGCUUUUCAGCCCCUUUGUGGAAAAGAUUGUGUCAGUGUUUUGGGACAGUCCUGGCAAAAAUUAUACACACAAUUGCUCUUCGGCACAGGAAAGGUCAAUUAUUGGUUGAGCUUCGCUUACCACCUCAAAAGCGUAUUGUGAUCACUACUCCCUUCACAGCUGUAGAAGAACAGCAAUACGGUCAGCUCUUUGAGCAAAUGUGUGAAGAAUGCGGUUUGAGCACAUUGGGAGCUCCCCUUCGAGGCGACUGGGACCCUAAAGAUCCUGUAAUUCUCGACAGGAUGCGUAAUUGGUUAGCGAGACUGCGCCAAACUUGUCUCCAUCCCCAAGUCGGAUAUCGCCGAAUCUUGGGUCCAGGGUCCGGUCCUUUGCGGAGUGUGGAUCAGGUUCUGGACAUCAUGACCGAGACCAACGAGUCGGCCAUACGUACGGAGGAACGAUCACUCAUUUUAUCGCAACUUCGACGAGGCCAGCUUCUGGAAAAUGCCAAACGCCGCCAAGAAGCCCUCGCUCUUUGGCAAAAAGCGUUGGAUCAUGCCACUCAGCUGGUUGAAGACAGCAGAGAGCAACUGCGCCUAGUGAAAUUCAAAAGCGCUACUGGCAAUAACGGGGCUAAUCUAGGAGACACCAAUCUGAAUUGCGAGGAUGAUGAGGAGGACGAACAGGAGGAAGCAGACAAGAACAGCCGCCUCGGCCAAUGUCGACAGAAGCUUCGAGCUGCACUUGAAGUCCAGCAUAUUGCAGUGUUCUUCACUGCGAACGCAUAUUACCAAAUCAAGAGCGAUCCAAAUCUGACUCAGCUAGAUUCGGAUGAGUUCAAAACGCUUGAGAAACGGGAAGAAGAUGCAUAUGAGGCUGCAAAAGUCAUCCGCAAAGAGAUGUUGACUGAUAUUUCUCGGAAAGUCGAGCGCUACAUGAAAGAAAUCAAAAUUAAAGCAAAAGACAAAGCAUUCGUGCACAUCCCGAAAAUGAAACCUCAGCUCUACAGCAAAGGAGUCGAGUCAUAUAAUCUGCUUAGCAAAUUCGAAGAUUUUUGCGACGCUCUUAACAAGCAUGCUGACCAAUACAAGGAAUGGCGAGAUGCCAUGGUUAAACUGGUCUCUCAGUCACUCAUUGACCAGGAAGAAGAGGCAAAGCUAGAGGGCGAUGAGUAUGAGCGGUCAACAAAACACCAAGACGAGAUGUAUGUCUACAUGGAGGCUUUGAGGUCAAUGUACAGCGACCGAUAUGAUGCUCUCACUGGUCAAAAGAAUACUCUCAUUUCCCACGAAGCCAAAGCCGGAAUCAUCCAAGCCCAAAAAGGUGAGGGGCCUUCUCCGGAAUUAUUUCUCAAGAUCAUGGAGACUCGCAGUCGGAUUAUGCCUGAUCCGAGUCUUGGAUCUCUCCGCAACAUUGUCAGUGAGCUUCGCAAACUUGUGACGUCGCUGGAGUGGCAAGCCAGCUCGGGCAAUUCGCGUGCUCGUGCUGAACACGAGAUCGUCGAAAUGGUCCUGAAAAAUGCCGGUCAAAUGAUCGCUGAGCAACUGAAGGUUACGAACAAACUGAGCAGAGAAGUUGAAAUGUUCCGCGACACCAUGAAUAAUCGAUUGGAGUAUUACCGUCACCUGCAGCAGAUUUCGGAUACGGUGGCCCCAUACGACGAGGAAAAUGCAGGCAGGCCGCUAGAUGAAUCCGCUUUUUAUUUGAGACUCGAGCAAGAGGAGGUUAUAGAAGAAAAGAUUGCUUCCCUCAAGUCCAAAGCAAGAUACCUCAUUCACCUACGAGAUGAUGGUGGCUCCGAAAGUAAUCCCCGAGAGUGCAUUAUCUGCCAAUCGACGUUCGAAGUCGGCGUAUUGACUGUGUGUGGUCACAAGUACUGCAAGGAUUGCUUGCGAAUGUGGUGGUCUACACACCAAAAUUGUCCAAUGUGCAAGAAGAAGUUGAAACGUAAUGAUUUUCACCAGAUCACAUACAAGCCACAGGCACUAGUUGCACAGGAGGAGAAGUCAUCCGUCAAACUUGAUCACGAAGGUCAUUCUCAGAAUGCGAUUUACAGUGACAUCAGCUCCGGUCAUCUCAAUGAGAUCAAGAACAUUGACUUAGAGGGUUCUUAUGGGACAAAAAUCGACACUUUGGCCCGGCACAUCCUAUGGCUGCGGGAACAUGACCCUGGCGCAAAGUCAAUCAUUUUCUCUCAAUACGGAAGCUUUUUGUCGGUAUUACAGACCGCAUUCAGCUCCUUUGGAAUAGUCACUACUAGUAUUGACUCCCCCAAUGGCAUUGAAAAUUUCAAAACAGACCCGGCUAUUGAGUGCUUUUGUUUGCAUGGUAAAGCGCAGUCUUCCGGGCUGAAUUUGAUCGUUGCAACCCAUGUCUUCUUAUGCGAGCCACUAAUCAACACAGCAAUCGAGCUCCAGAUCAUCGCCCGAGUGCAUCGUAUUGGUCAAUAUCGACCAACAACAGUAUGGAUGUACCUUGUCUCCGGCACGGUGGAAGAAUCCAUAUAUGAGAUCUCAGUAACCCGACGCCUAGCUCACAUCACGGAGAAAGAGAAGCAACAAAAAGCAGCACUAUUAACAUCUCCUGCGGAUGAAGAUGGUGUUACUGAAGCGGCCAUUGAAUCUGCUAACUCGAUAGAACUACAAGAUGCCACUCUCACCACUAUGAUGCAACGCGGUUCUCUGGGUGGGGAGAUGGUGAAGGAGGACGACCUUUGGCAGUGUCUCUUUGGAAAUCCGAAGAAGAAAGAUGGCACCGAUCUUUCUGCUGAGGCGGAAAGAGAAGUUGGUCGUUUCCUGAGAGGCGAAGCUGCUGAGCAGAGAAUGGACAGUUGA